AGAAACUGAUCUGAAAAAGUGUCAACUUUAGCAAAUAUCGAAGCGUUAGUUUUGUGCGUAAAGUGUGCAUUUAGUUUUGGCUGACCGUUGGCGAGUGGGAAACAAUUGUUGAAAAUCCGUACCAUCAUAAAGGGAACACAAACGCAGUUAGGUGCAAGCCCCACUAGUCGAGCGCUUGAUUUCGUCCCAAUUUGGCCUGGCAAGCGAUAGCCUAGAUGAUGGUGAACAAUUAUUGAAUUCUGUAUCAGUUUGCUUGGAACAUGGCCGUCUACGAGUGAGUUCGGUAGCGUAUUUAGGAAUACGGUUCAACAACAGGUGCAAUCUAGGUUGUAAUUAGGAACAUAGCUUGUGGUGUACAUUCGCGCGCGCGAACCUGCUUGAUUGAUAAUCUUUUGGGACAGGGUGAACAACAUUUUCACAAUACGGCUGAAAACGACAUCUAGCGGCGCCAGAACGCGCUCACCAAAGUACGCCGUCACUUCUCGACGGUCCGCUGCUGUGGCAAAGAAGAUAAACAAAACAAUCCAUCGGAGUAACCCGUCGCAGAAAAACGAAGUUAAGCCUUGCUCGGCUAAUAGAUCCCGGGCCAAAUUAUUGUGUACAUUCUAUAGCCUAGCGUACGCGAAAAAUAAAAAAUUUCAGCCUAUUGUACGAGUGGCCGAUUGUUUGGCAGGCAAACGCAACAAAAUGCCAAGAAUGAAAAAGAGGAUCGACGAGGAAACCGUGGUGGUUUCGAAAUCGAGAGAACUUCCGGAAACCUUAACGGCGGGUAGAUCGCGCCGUACGAUAAAGCCCAAUCCAAAGUACAUGAACGAUGAAAUGCUCAUACCAACGAGAAACGCUAUAGACGAUAAUGACAUGAGCGGUGAUGAGUACAUAGUGGACUACGAAGAGAACGAUGAUCCGGAAGAUUCGGGUUUGAUCAUCCGGAAAUCGGUAGUUACGUCCACGCCGCACACGGACGGGCAACCGAGGAAACGGGGCCGUCCGCCUAAACCAAAAAAUUUGGACGCUCCGAGGACUGAGCCAGCGAAAAACCUUCGCAAGGAGGUGUUGAAAAAGAUGGACUACAAGACGAUUAGUAUCAGCAAAUCACGCCAUUUGCUUUCACAGUUUCAUGACGGAAGACGUAGGCUGAAUUUGACCGUAGAUUCCAAUGAUGCAGAUUCUGCCGAUCAAGACGAAAUGGACGACAUGGAGAUGGAAGAACAUUCUCUCCGAUCAAAUGACAGCUCGGAACAUGUGAGUCGCUCUCCUCACAGGUUCAGUUCGCUUGCUUUAAAGAAGCAUGUAGCUAGCACCAUCUCAGACCGAAGAAGCAGCGUCGCUAACAAAAGUGCGGUUGGUAGCAAAAAUGAAGGUACAACCGAAGAAGACGAAUACGACGAUGAGGCCGAUUUUGCGGAAUAUAGUGAUGAGCAAAAGAUGACCCCCUCACAUCAAAUGGUAAAGGCCAAACGUCCGGUGGGAAGGCCUCGUAAAUAUCCGCAGAAGGUUUCACCAUUCGGUGGGAAAGUGUUGCUGCCGGGCAUGAAAACAUCUUCCGGCACGCCCCUCCCUAAGCGCAAAGCAUCGGAAAUGGUGGACGAGAUCAAGCAAGAAUCCCAACAGUCGAAAAUGUUGCGCCGUUCGUACGGAGUGAAGAGCGUGAGUGCAUCGAGUCGUUCGCUAGAAAUUGAGUCGGAUGAAAACAGCGAGUACAAGGGCAAACAAUUAAACAAAUCCGCCUCAUUCCAGAACGUGCACCGUGGUCCGGGCCGCCCGCCAAAAGAUGCUUACCUUACCGGGCAGUCCAGCAAGCCAGACAAAAUGCAAGGUAACCGAUCGUUCCCCGAGGUGAAAGCGUCAAAACCUACGAUCACGAUCGUAAACGUGAACGAUAUUAUGAAAAUGAAUUCCAAAAGUACAUCCGACUUGCGGCGAAAGGUGGAAGAGGAUGAACCCGACUCGGAGGACGUGUCCGAGUUUGAGGAGAUGCAGUCGAGCGGUCGUUCGCAGGAUGGUGGAAAAACGAACAAUCAGCUGGUGGCGUCCAUCCUGGAGCGGAAGCGACCCAUUGCGCUGGAGCACUUGCAGCAGGCGGUACGCAGGCGUGUUCGGGAAUCGGGCGAGAUGGUACGUAACAGAGUAGAAUUGAAACCGAAGCGUACCACCCGGGGCGUUACGGAAACUCUUACCGAAGAAGAUAUCGUUGACUUCGAGGAUGUCUUGCAGAAGAAUAUUGUAAGCGCGAGCAAAAGCCCCCGUACGGUUACGGUAGGAUCGGUACGAGGACGGGGACGGCCGUCGGAAAAUUCCCAACAGGAUGAAAACUACAGCGGCAGUUACGGUGCUCCGAAUAGCAAACGCUUCCCGCAAGGCAACCGGAUGAGCAUGGGCAAAACGGUCGGCACACCGAGACGGUCGUUGCAACCGCCACGAAUAUUGAACGCGACCAUGAAGCUGGGCGACAAUCAUCCCCGCUCGAAACUGUCCGGCGGUUCGGGCGAUAAUCACUAUUCGAUUGAUCUAUCCGAUCCGGACAACAACGUGAAGCUCGUGUCUUCCUCGAAUGAAAACUCUCCCGUCAAGCGAUCGCCGAUCGGGAUGGCGGGUUCGAUGGCGACCCUCGGACAAAAGCUGGCCAGCGGUGGAAGCGCCAUAAAAUCAAUGGUACGGGACAGUUUGCGCUCGCCGCAGGAUCCGAAGAAAAAGCGUGUAACGGUUUACGAAACAUGGAACGUGUUGCAAACCAAAUCCAUCGACUCCACCAUGAAACCGCCCCGUCUGGCGCUGUCAAUGAUUGGCCUGGGCAAUAUCGCCGGCGAUAUCAAGCUGCCAUCGUCCGCCUGGUGUUUCCGCACGGUGGUGGAAAGGCGCAAGGUUCUACCGGCCGAGGGUGAUGAAGUGUUCUGCGGUCAGAUACAGGACCUUACCAUAAAGGAGGAAGAUAAAGUCAACUACGAACCGAACAAGAUAUUGUUCCGCCGCAAGGCUGCAUCACCGGGACGCUUCAACGUGCAGUUCGAUCGUUCUGUCACCUUCCGCAACGACACCUACACGCUGAACGUAGAAGGGCAAAUCUGCAAGCUCAUGGCUGCACCGAGCCGGCUGGAGUCGGUGGAAGAUAUCGAGACGUUGCUGAAAAUUGUCGACUAUGUGGAUCUUAAGAACGGUUGCCUCGAUUUGCCGGCAUCCGCGCGGCUGCAGGCAACCAAUGCGGCUGCUGCGGCUGCUGCUGCUAGCAAGCGGUUCGCCGGCAACAAGGAUCCGGUAAUAAUGUAAAUACGCGCCGUGCGCCGUAUGCAAUGGGCAUGAAACACAACUGGGAACAACAAUAGACGCCGGGACAUGCAAACAACGUGCGUAAAGUGAUAUGCCCUCGUAGUAUGGGCAUCGCCGAUUGGACAUCUCUUCUACCGUUGUUUACAUUUGUUAUGUUUUGUACAAAUGUUUGAGGUAAAUAUCCGUUAGUAUAAUUUUUUUUAACAAAACAAAUGCAAUUCAAGCAUGUGUUGAUAGGCUUUAGUACAGCUUUGAAUAGUAAGUUUUAGCAGUUAGAAAUUAAUGAUUUGAAAUGCGACACAAAAAUCUCCCCUGGGAGCGUAUCGUAAUUGUGAAUAAAUAUUUUCCAUU
Anopheles moucheti is the source of this 3615-nucleotide messenger RNA. RefSeq lists its product as uncharacterized. The transcript is spliced from 3 exons. The record is from RefSeq and is a predicted model, not a curated record. Gene Ontology annotation, molecular function: DNA binding. Lineage: Eukaryota; Metazoa; Arthropoda; Insecta; Diptera; Culicidae. Bases 688 to 3264 code for a protein of 858 amino acids.